Molecule: messenger RNA, 1744 nt
Organism: Nicotiana attenuata
Lineage: Eukaryota; Viridiplantae; Streptophyta; Magnoliopsida; Solanales; Solanaceae
Product: SPRY domain-containing protein C285.10c
Exons: 2
Coding region: 255-1661 (468 amino acids)
Biological process (GO): cell-cell adhesion
Source: RefSeq, a predicted model, not a curated record
AUGCCACACCAUUCUUUCCAUUUAAUUCUAUCCUCUUUACUGUUUCCUUUUUUUUUUAAUUUUUCGUCAACUCUCUCCCUCCCCCUCUCUCUCUCUCUUUUUGGUCUUUAUUGCAGCCUUUCUUGAACCAUUCCUAGUCCCUUGCCGCCACCCUUCAUGUUUUUCCUCUGUUACAUAAAAAUCAAAACUUUGUUUUCAUAUAUCUCAAUUAUAGCUUAAUUCAUCUAUAGGAGCAAAAUCAGAAGAUUUUGAAGAUGCAAGAAUGGUUGAAGAUUACUUUUGUAGCAGUUUCAAGUGGAGUUCUUGUUUUAAUUAUGAUCAUAAUAAUUCAGAGAAGAUGUUGUCCACGAAAACGUAGAGAAUCAAAUUCAGAAAGACCUCAAAAUUUGCAAAAUGGGAUUUCAAAACUUCACACAGUAAGUCUUCAUCAUCUUGAUCGUGAUGGUACAAAGAAAACAAAUUAUUAUGUUUUCAAACAAGGGGUAAUAUCGACCAAAAACUUUUUCAAUUGGUCUGAUCAUCCAUCUUUAGUAACUGAUGCUGUUGAAAAUGGAUGGUCAAGAUUUGGUUUCACAACUUAUGCUCCAUCUCCAUCCGUUCGAUCAGCUAGGUCUCUUUUAGGAUCAUGUGGUGUAGGUGAAAAUGGAAAUGAAUUAGAAGUUGAUAUGAGUUGGGAAAUUUGUCAAGGUUCAGCUGAUUUUAUGCAAAAAAUUAGAUUUAAUUCUGGGAUUAAAAAACAAACCAAAAGUUCUAAUUUAAUGUCAGCUUCUUCUGUUAUAAAAACUUGUUUACCUUUGCCUGGACCCCAUUUAGGAAAUUCAUCAUUUCCACAAGAAGCUUAUUUUGAGAUUACAAUUUUGCCUUAUAAUCAAGAAGAUGGUGAAAUCAUGGGAAAAGCAAAGGAGGAUAAUAUUGAGAAAAUUAAGCUUAUUAGAGAGGAUUCUAAUUCAAAAGCAAAUUCAGAAUCUUUGGUUCAUGUUACAAGUAGUCAAAGGCAAAAUGGACAUCAAAAAAUUCAAGAAUCAAAGGACAAUUUCAGGAGUGAUUUUAUUGUGUUAUCAAUUGGGCUUACAAAUGGUGGUUCUCUUCCACCUAAGAUUCCAGGCAGUUAUUCAGGUUCUAUUGGAUUUAACUCAAAUGGUUCUGUAUUUCUUGAUGGAAUGAAACUGGUGUAUGAAUCACAAAGAGAAGAAUGGGGAAAAGCAGAAAAGGUAAUUGGUUGUGGAUACAAUCCAAGCCAAAAGAAGGUGUUUUUCACAGUGGAUUCACUACUAGUACACGAAAUCCGUUGCAAAUCAGAAGAAUUUGGAAAUCCAUUAUAUCCAACUUUAGCAGCAAAUGGUGACAUUUUGGUAUUAGUAAAUCUUGGACAAAGUGUAUUCAGAUAUCCACCAGCAAAUAUACAAAGAACACCAAAUCCUUGCUUCAUUGGUCCUUUGGCAAAUUCACCAGUUUUGGGAUAUGAAGAUAGUAAAGAACUUUUCUCAAUGGGUAGAAUUGAUGCUCAGUGGCUUAACAGAAGUACUACUACAACAAGAAGCAAUAACAAUACUGUCAAUAGUUUGAAACAAGUAUUAGAUUAUGAUUUGGAGUCUGAAGGUGAUUUAUUUGAAAUUGUAUUGGAUAAUAAUAGUUCUACAAGAUCUCCUAACCCUUUGUAGCAUAAACAAAAAGAAUCAUAUUAAACAUCAUAUUUGUACAUGUUUUUGGUUUUAAUGAGACAUUUAGAUUGUUGGUUCCAAUU